Molecule: messenger RNA, 2851 nt
Organism: Podarcis muralis (Common wall lizard)
Lineage: Eukaryota; Metazoa; Chordata; Lepidosauria; Squamata; Lacertidae
Source: RefSeq, a predicted model, not a curated record
AUGGUUAUACCACUGGAAGAACUGAAGCUGCCAGGUGGUGGGGUGGAAGGGUCUAUGUUGGAAAUUCAAUUUGUCGUUGUGUGUUCAUUUUCAGACAAUCAGGAUGGCUGGGAUGGAAAACAGGAAAAUGAAGAAUGGCUUCUUGGAGGUCCAGAUGUCAUGACUGAGAAAGAUAUGGAGUUGUUCAGAGAUAUUCAGGAGCAAGCACUGCAGAAAGUAGGAGUAACAGGAGCCCCUGAUCCACAAGUCCGCUGUCCAUCAGUCAUCGAGUUUGGGAAAUAUGAAAUCCACACCUGGUAUUCCUCUCCAUACCCACAAGAGUAUUCCAGGCUGCCUAAGCUGUACAUUUGUGAAUUCUGUCUUAAGUAUAUGAAAAGCAGAACUAUCCUUCAGCAACACAUGAAGAAGUGUGGCUGGUUUCAUCCCCCAGCCAAUGAAAUUUACAGGAAGAGCAAUGUUUCAGUCUUUGAGGUGGAUGGCAACGUCAGUACCAUUUACUGCCAGAACCUGUGUCUAUUAGCAAAACUCUUCCUGGAUCACAAGACGCUCUAUUAUGAUGUGGAGCCAUUUCUCUUCUAUGUGCUGACGCAAAAUGACAUGAAGGGUUGCCACCUGGUUGGCUAUUUCUCCAAGGAGAAGCACUGCCAGCAGAAAUACAAUGUUUCCUGCAUAAUGAUUCUUCCCCAGUACCAGCGCAAGGGCUAUGGCAGGUUCCUCAUUGAUUUCAGUUAUCUCCUAUCAAAGCGUGAAGGCCAAGCAGGAUCCCCAGAGAAGCCGCUAUCAGAUUUGGGUCGUCUCUCUUACAUGGCUUAUUGGAAAAGCGUAAUCUUGGAGUGCCUUUAUCACCAAAAUGACAAGCAACUCAGCAUCAAGAAGCUAAGCAAGCUGACCGGCAUCUGCCCUCAAGACAUCACUUCCACCCUGCAUCACCUGCGAAUGCUGGAUUUCCGAAAUGAUCAAUUUGUGAUUGUCCGGCGGGAGAAGCUUAUCCAAGACCACAUGGCAAAGCUGAAACUGAAUCUCCGGCCUGUAGUUGUAGAUCCAGAAUGCCUACGCUGGACUCCUGUCAUUGUCUCAAACUCAGUGGUUUCAGAGGAUGAAGAAGAAGAAGCUGAAGAUGGGGAAAAUGAAGAGCAGCAGCAGCAAAGGGAAAGAGAGGUAGAGGUGAUCAAAUCUGUAUCCUGGGAGAAAAAAGAGAGAGAGUCUUACUUUCCUCUGGAGAGUGAAAAAAAGCCAGACAUUGUUUCUCCAGCCAAUUCUGUGCGGCCAAACAAACAAAGUCUUCCCCUUGCUGGUCUUCCUGCAAACAACCAGAUGCCACGGAGAGGCCGUCGGAAGAACAAACAGCCGCAGGAGUCCUUUGCAGAGAAGGAUUUGAAACUGCUUUUAGAGGAGAAGUCAGCCAUGGCCAGGGGAGGUCGCUGUGGGGAGUGUCAGGAAAAGGCGGCUGCGGCUGCUGCGGCGGCUGCAGCUGCGGCCGCUUCCCGAGAGAGAUUUGGGGAGACUGAAGAGAGAACCACUUCCUCCCAGGGACAGUGUGGCAAAUGUGAGGAAAGGUCCCCGGCUCCCCGGGGGCACUUUGGCAAAGAUGAGGAAAAGUCCCCCAUCUCCCAUGGGCAGUAUGGCAAAGGGGAGAAGCCCUCAGCGGCUCAGAGAUACAGUGAAGUGUGGCGAGGGCAGCUGAAGACCCACGAGCCCCUGAAAGGCAGACUCUCCAAGGAGUGCGACCGAAUACCCCGGCCACACCGCGAGGGUGAGAGGACACUGCCAAGGCACUUCAGUGAGAGCAGCGAAGAGGAGGGGGAGGAGCCUGUCAGCCCCUGCUCCACUUCCCCACCAGUUCUCACCAAACCCACCUUGAAGCGAAAGAAGCCCAUUCCCCGGAAGAGGCGGGUCCGCAAGCGCAAAUAUCACAACAGCAGUGUUGUGACAGAAACCAUCUCUGAAACGACUGAGGUCCUGGAUGAGCCUUUUGAGGACUCUGAUUCUGAAAGGCCCAUGCCUCAACUGGAGCCCACCUUUGAGAUGGAGGACGAGGAGGAUGAGGAAGAAAGUGAACUGUUCCCAAGAGGAUAUCUUCGUCGCCUCUCUCCCCAAGGCUCCCUCAGGCACAGGCCCUCCUCCAAGAGAGGAUCUCAGGGUGGAGAGGAGUCCGACGAUGCCACUGGCUCUCCUACCUUGAAACCAGUCUCGGUGCUGAGAAAAUGUGAAGCGAAAGAUUCCCCACUCCAGCCAGACACUUCCACCCCCAUGAAGAAGAAGAAGGGCUGGCCCAAAGGCAAAAGCCGCAAGCCCAUCCACUGGAAGAAGAGGCCUGGCCGCAAGCCAGGCUUCAAGCUGAAGAGAGGGAAGGUCUUGGCAGCUGCCACCGAAGAGGCAACUGACCCCACGGAAGCCGCUUUGAAACCAGGUCGCAAACCAAAAGUGCAGGAGAAGGAAGAGCCUGUUGAGCAGAAGGAAGAGCACCUGCAUGUUGUAGAGGAAAGGAAAGAAGAAGAAGAAGAAGAAGAAGAAGAAGAAGAAGGGCCUCCAGAAGUUGGGGACCUGGGAGAGGAAGAGGAAGGUGCAGCUGCCAGUGAAGCAAGAGGGGCUUCUCCUUUAGGGCAGCAGCAGCAGCAGCCCAGCAGCAGAAGUCAAGGAACCCGACAUGGAGGAAGAGGUGGAGAAGCCCCAGAGCCUCGGAGAGCAGAGGCAGUCGGAAGAAGAGCAGCCGGAGAUGGAAGAACCUGAGCGCGAAGAGGAGGAGGAGGAGGAGGAGGAAGUGGCAGCUGUGGCAAACCAGAAUGAAGACCACGAUGCGGAUGACGAAGAAGACGAUGGGCAGGUGGAGCCUGCCAAGAAGAAUGAACUG